CGACAACCUACCUAGGUACUUUGUGAUAAUUGAGCACGUGAAUUACUCGAAACCUACCUACCUACUCAACUACAAACAAAUAAAGAAACAAUCAAAAAAGAACAAAAAAUGACCUGCGAAGCCUGCCAAACCAUCCCGCCCGUCGUAGUCACCAACUACCAAACCAAAGGGCACUACAAACAAAUCGCCGGCCUCAAAACCUACAUAACCGGCCCCCCGACCUCCAAAAAAGCCCUCAUCACCAUCUACGACAUCUUCGGCUUCGCCUCGCAGACGCUCCAAGGCGCCGAUCUACUCGCCGCCGCCGUCGGCGCGCUGGUCUUCGUCCCCGAUUUCCUGGAGGGCCACGUUGCCCGGGAGGAAUGGUUCGCGAGCAAGGAGCCGUCGCCCGAGAAGGCGGCGUUCUUUGCGAUGCUGGAUCCGGCCGGGAAUGCGGGGAAAUUGGGAAGGUUUGUGGAGGCUGCGAAGGGGGAAGUGGAGUUUGGGGAUGUGCAGAGCUGGGGCGCUUUUGGGCUUUGUUGGGGUGGGAAGAUUGCGGUGUUGGCUUCGGGGCCGGGCACGCCGUUUAAGGUCUCGGGGCAGACGCAUCCUGGACAACUUAAUGUUGAAGAUGCCAAGAAGCUGGAGAUUCCUCACAUUGUCCUUGCGUCCAAUGGCGAGGAUGAGAAGGUCGUGGCUGAGUAUAAGGCGGUUCUCGUUGGUGAAGGCAAGCCAGGUGUGGUUGAGAGUUACAUGAACAUGCACCAUGGAUGGAUGGGAACAAGAGCCAAGUUGGAUGAGGCUGAGAACUUGAAGGAGUAUGAGAGAGGAUACAACCAAGUCGCAGCUUUCUUCGCCAAGCACCUUUGAGGAUAUCAUGUUAAGGAAAAGUGUUGUCUUUGAGCGGAGUUAUAGUAUGAAAGCACCAAGGACAAUGCAUUCUUGACUUGAAGACUAUGCAUUCAUUACACGUGAUUGGGAAUUGGAACAUAUGAUUGUGAGA
Molecule: messenger RNA, 982 nt
Organism: Mollisia scopiformis
Lineage: Eukaryota; Fungi; Ascomycota; Leotiomycetes; Helotiales; Mollisiaceae
Exons: 6
Coding region: 109-849 (246 amino acids)
Molecular function (GO): hydrolase activity
Source: RefSeq, a predicted model, not a curated record